AUGGAGCAGAACAUUUUCGAUGUAUCGGAUGACAUUUCGUUCCCGUGGCUGCCGGCGUACGCCGAGGCAACGGAGGCGAACGGGGGCGGUACCACCAACGGCACCACCACCAGCAGCCGCAUGCUGGAGACCAUCGUCGAGGAAACGUCCGACGACGACGAUGGCCGCGGCGAUAAGGAUCACCGGCGGCGUGGCUCGGCAGAGGAAGAGGCGCAGCCGCAGCAGCCCCUCAGUUGGUCGCAGUACGAACACGUCUGGAGUUCCGGUGGUUCCGACGCGGAGUCGGUGAUCCGCGUGGAAACACCUUCCGACCAAGACACAAUGUCGGAGCGCGACUUCAUCUGCCCGCCGAAGCGUCGGAAGCAGGAGACGUUCGGUGACGAGUUCCUUUCUUCCGAGCUGUCCAUCUACGGCCGCCGACCACCGCCGCGCAUCUGCGAACCUGACGGGCUGCUGGAACCGAAUGAAUAUUUCAUGAAGCGACACAAUGAACAAAGGUUACGAUUCGACGAGAUUGGCCACGAUCUAUUUACGGACUCGGAUAGCCUGUCGUACGCGUCGCUGAGUCGCUCCUCGUCGCUGAUACAGUUCGAGUCGUUGGAACGUCAGCUGCAGAGCGAGACAGCCGCACACCAGCACCCGCUGUCCGGGUCUUCGCCGUCACUCUACUCGACGAACGAGCCGGCAGCUGCCGGUUCGAUCACCGGUGCUGCGGAUGCUGCCGGCGUAACGCCGGGAACCAGGGGACCAAAGGCUACCGGAACCCUGAACCGCCUGACGACUUCGAACCUGAUUCAGAAGUCCAUCGGCCAGACGGCACUGAACAUUAGCGAUUCGGAGCUGUACUCGACGUCCUCCAGUGUUAGUAGCAGCUCCAGCAGUGGCAGUAGCAGCACCGGAAGUAGCGGCUACCGGUACGGUGGCGCGAGUGAUGAGUGUGCAGGACUCCGGCAGACAGCCGAAAGUGACCGAUCACCGGACGGUGACACGGAGGAGGAACUGCUGAGUGCGACCGUACGCUGCUGUAGCUCCCAGCGCUGCUCCCAGCGCUGGCCGCGAUCCGGUUCGACGUCCCGCAACAAGAACUCGAUCGAGAGCCUCAGCGAGGACAGUGGCUACUGCGACCACCUGGGGCUGGUGGCGAACGGGGGAGUACUGCGCGUGAGAUCCAAAAGCCUAACCAACUUCGGGUCGGCCGAAAACCUGAGCUUCCUGUGCGGGGGGCAGACACUUCCACCGGCCACGCUACUCCCGGCGACGAUGGCGAUGCAGCAGCAGCAACCACUCAGCAUGGAUUACAUCGGAGGUGCGGGGACGGAACCGGGCCGGAACCCGGCCCGCCUGUCGACGGUGUGUGACGUGGAGGACGAAGAGGACGAGUACGACGUCAGUUGCAUUUCCGCGACCCGAGCCACCGAAACAAUCGAGUGGCCUAGCGCCCAGGACGUCAGGCCGGCCGUUCGGUGGACGAACAUUAAUAAUGGUACAAAAAUAGAGCACGAUCCGUGUAAACAACGGUCCGAACAGGGGCCGUUUGUGGCCAUUACGACGCGGCUCACCCCACCGACACCGCCCAGCAGCCAAGGCGGGAGCUCAUCGUCCGAAGAAUCGCUAUCACCUCCACCGCCGGUGACAACGGCGGCGCUGAUGGCGUCGCGUUCGGCGGAGGUUAAAAAUAGCCCGGCCCGUGGCCGAGUCCGCCCCUCGUUCAGCGCCCCCGACCUCCUGGGCGGCGGACGAAGAUCACCGUCGUCGUCACCGUUCGCGAGCGGACCGCGGUCGGGCCGGUACGACCCGAUCAGUUUCACCGUGUCCAGCGUGCCGGAGUGUCUCAACCUGUACGGCUCCAAGUCGAAGCGUGGCGAUCGGACGCGGAUCGACUCCAGUGACGAGUCGGGGGGUGAACGCAGUUACUACGACACUUACGGAGGCGGUGCCGGUGCCUCGGUGGCCAGCAAAAACUUUGACCUCUACGAUCUGCAGCCCCAGGCGCCGGGCAAGUGCUCGAAAACGGUCACCUUCUGUGUGGGUGGUGCCCAGAGUGGUGUCCGGCCGAGGCAAAAUAUUCGCGCGAGUUACGCAAACCUGCUCGCGCUCAACUACAGUGACGAGGACGACGAGGACUACCGGGCCAGAGGGCCCCGGCACGAGUACUACUUGGCCCGCAACACGUUCCGCACGAGCAGCGGCACGAAGCUCGGUCGAGGAGCGGCCGCCACUCCUCCCACCCCGAGGCCACUGAGGCCAUUCGGGGGCGGCCCCACGGAAACGGCAAUGGAACGCGAGGACGAUGAGGACGAGGAGAGCCGCAUUUUCCCGGUCGAUCGCGAGGAGACGAACGUCUUCAACUCGCUGCUGGAGGAGAUCUCGGCCCACUUCGACCGGAACCUGUCGAUCAUCAACGACCAGGCGGAAGCGUACGAACCGAUCGCGGCCUUCCUGCUUGAGCAGCGCAAACCGCAAACGGUGGCCACACCGGCCACCACCACGCCCCCGCAGCCUCCGCCAAGGCGUACGCAGAUUAAAACGAACCCGCACGUUCCGGCCGUUCAGUCCCCGCCAAUCGCACCGCGCAUCACGACCCGCCGAACCUUCGACCAGGACCCAACCAAUCUGGUCACCUGUUACGCGGCCAGCCUCGAGCGGUGCCGCUUCGAUCCGACCGAGACUUCAACCGGCAACCUCUACGACAGCCGGUCGAGCGGAUUGAAUGGCCCGGCGGCAGCGUCAAGGUCCCUGGUGCCGGUGAAGCGCGAAUUCGUUGCCAGUACGCCAAAUUUGAACUACUGCUAUGGCGUCACCACCGAGCAGGGUGAUCAUCACAACUCGCUGAAGAACGUCGCAUCCUGUCGCUCGACCGCCAGCAUCCUGGCGUCCUCCAGUUCACGGUGUGGCCUCUCGAAGGGCGUCAGCUUCUGUCCGAUCGUAUCGGAAAUUAUCUGGAGCACCGGAUCAGUGUCGGGUGGUGAAUCGGAUGACAACGCGAGCAUCAUUUCGAGCUUGGAGCUCGAGGACGCAGUUUGCCAUUCGAGCAGUGACGUAGUAACGGCUGGAACGAUCGAGCGUAACGCGUCGCCGUUACCACACGACGAUCUGACAGCCGGCGCGAGUGAACACGAGCGCGAGCGAGACAACGCUACUAGCGAUCCGAUCAGCAACAGAUCAACAGCUAGGUUAGGUGAGCUAGGUUACAGCCUAGUCGAAAACAAAAUGAUCAGUGCCGAAAGUGGAUCUGUGAACGUGCCCGUGCCCAGUGACGCUGGUGGUGGUGGUGCAACGAUGACAUCAACAAUGUCGAAUGACGGCAUCGAAGAUCGCCAGCUGCGGCCUCCGAUGGCCGCCUCCGAUCCGUCGAAUCGCAAUGGUGGUGGUAUGGCAAGCCAAAGUUUGAUCGCCAGUGAAGCGACCGUUCCGCGAGAACCUUACCAACAACAGCAGCCGGGUGUCAAUAACAACAACCACCAGAACAACAACAACAGCAGCUUGAUUCGCAACUUCAAGAACGGCAAGGCGGAGAAGAAAGGCAAAACGUUCCUGUCGCGCCUCUCGUCCGGGUUCCGCUUCUCGUUCCGCAACAAGUCGAAAAAGAGUGCCCUCAAGGAGACGACCUUCGGUGUGACUCCGGUGGUGGCGCCGGCCAACGGGUCGUCCGGAUCGACCGCGCAGAACUACAACAACAAUCACAUCACGAAGAAGAAUAACGGUGCCACUGGUGGUGGUGGUGGCCGGUGGAACGACAGUGCAACGGCCGACUUCAUCUACAUCCCGCUGAAGGAUCCGUCCCGGCAGCAACGGGCAGAUGAAUCGGCGGUGCGCCAGAUGAACACGCUCGGGGUGACGGUCGACGACAGCUUCACCGGGGCCGAGGACGAACCGGACGAUUGCGAGAUCGCCGUAACUCGGCCACCCGGCAGCGGCUACUACCGGUCCGAUUCCAGCACGGCACUCAAUGGCAGCGACCGAAACCACGUGUUGAGCUCCAAGCCACCGCUCCCGAAGCUACCCCCGCGGGUCGUUGGUGUGUCCACGAAGCGGCAGCAGCAGCCAAGGAAUGGCACAUGCGCACCGAGGGACCACGAUGACACCAACGAGGACUCGCGGUCGUCGUCCUGCUACUACCGGAACCCGCCGACGACGACGCAGCUCCAUCAGUACGCGGCCAACGCGCUGGCCAACGGCGGUGUCGAUUCGGUCGACGGGACGGCAUUAGCUAGACGGGCGCACUACGACGAUAGCAGUGAGGGCGGUGGUGAGGGCGGCGCCUAUUACUACUACGACGACGGUGGCCGGUUCAACGCCACGAUGGGCAGCGAGCAGAAGAUCGGUCUCAUCGAGACCAACCUGGACACGCACGAGACCAUCAUCUCCGGCAAGACCCGCUCGCUGAUGGAACUCGGUGGCCCACACCACCACUACCGUCAGCAACACCACGGCCACCACGGACAUCCGGCGCACCACCAUCCCCAGCAGCCACAGCAGCAUCAUCAGGAUGUCGGACCAGCUACGGAGCCGAGCCGACCUCACAAGAGCAUGGAGUUCCUGCUGGACAAGGAGAACCAACGGAACGUUCUGCCUCCCGAGAACGAGCUGCAGAAAUCACACGAAACGGGCACCAACCUGAGCGAGCACCAGCUGCGAGUGCAAGCGUCCCUGCAGCGGCUGAACAUCCCCGACUGGUACAAGCAAUACUCCGGCAAGGAUGGGGUGGCGAACACGACCGCACCGCCCUCGACGACGGUAACGAGCACGGGAGCGGCCGCCGGCGGCCUUUUGCGAAAGCGCAACAGCGACGUCGGCCGCUGGACCGGGCUGAGCUCGAAGACCACUUCGCUCAGCUCGCUCGGAUCACACCGAUCGGACCGUAGUCCAGUGAUGCUGAGCCCCUCCGCACACAGUCACCACGGUCAGACCGGCUUUUCGCGGUGGUCGACGUCGCACUUGAACUCGAACCAAACGUCGCCGAGCGUUUCGACACGCGGCUCGUUUACCCGGGGCGGCCUGAAUGCGAGCGUCAUUUCCGGCUACUCAAACACCUCGACGACGGGCACCGGUGCCGGCCCCGCGGGCAGCACCGCAAUCCGCAACUCGUUCCGCCAGCCGUACCUUGGCUGGAGAAGCCAAGAAAAGUUGUCCCAACCGAGAACCCCAGCGGAAAGGCUCGCAUCGUCCUUGUUGCAGCAGCAGCAACAGCAGAGCAGCAGCAAACAAAAGGAACAGCAGCAACAGCAGGGCCGGAAACAGCAGCAGCAGCAUAAGGAUGAGUCCGUCGUGACACCGGAAAUCCAAUCAUCAAUCAUAGAGGUUACGUCAGCGAUUGUACAUUAUGUAAAUGACCAAACAAAUCGACACUCACGCAGUAGAUCCACUAGUCCAAGCCAAAGAUGUUGGCUAGAAAGUUCAUUUGUUGGUACCCGGCCCCUCGAUUCCCCGCAAACGCCGAUGAUCGAGAAUAGUUCCGUUCUAGGAUCAACCCACCAACAGCAGCAACAGCAAUCCCAGCAGACCGGCGGCGAUCACUAUCGGUUUAAUGCUGGCCGGAUGAAUGGCGUCGGGGGCACUAGCGCGGCGGUUCCGACGUUCUCGCUACCAACCGAGCACCAGUCGCCCGGAUCGGCCACGCUAGAGGAUGUGCUCGCCUCGUUGCUCGGUUUGCCGGCCGACCCAAACAGGUCCUCAGUGGUCAACAGUAGCGGUGGCAACCACACGCUGCAGAUCGAACCGCUGCAGACGCGGCGCCGCAGUGAGGGUGAUGCGGCCACGCGGAAACGCAACGACAGCGGUGGCUCGAUGGCCAUCAGCGGCAUCACCGCCACCGGAACUACCACCACCAACACCACGACGAUGACGUCCGGAGGCUCGGGAAGCAACCAGAGCGGCCAGCAGCAGCAGCAGGCAUCGAGGGAUCUCCUGAGCGCGGAUGUGGCAUCGCGGAUCGCUCGGCGCGUCUCGCUGGACUCGGCGGAGGCGGCCGGCCACCAGCAUGGGCACGGGCGCGGCCACGACUACCUCAAGUGCCGCUACCCGAAGUGCGACGCGUCGGCGACGCUGGCGGAGGCGCGCAAGACCUACAAGAGCUGCCACAACUGCUCCCAUCUGUACUGUUCGCGCGAGUGCCGGCGGGCGCACUGGGAGCGGCACCGGAAGGCUUGCCUGCACUCGCGGGUGUCCGCCCUGUGCCGGCUGGUGCUGUCCGCGUGCAAGGACGACGCGGACACGCUGCGCCACCUGAGCGCGCUGGCCCGGCGGGGCUACCUGUCGCAGGGGCGAGGUGUUGUUAGAAUCCUGUUCCGCAGCCCGGAGCGGGCCGACUCCUUCCUCAAGCAGGGCUUCCAGUGUCUGGGCGAGGUGUCGUACGUCCGCUGGCCGGACCUGCUGCCGGCCGAGAUGGGCCCGGAGCUGUACUCGGAGCUGCUGAAGCUCAGCACCGAGUACAAGCCCGACUCCAAGAUGCUGCUCUACGUGGCGAUCUGCGUGGUGUCGGAGGCGCCGGGCAGCGCGACGGCCCCGGUCAAGUGGGAGCGCCAGCUGGUGUCGCGCUGCGCCAAGCUCAAGCUCUGCCGCUCGGUCGUCGCGGCCGACGGGGCAGGCGGCCCCGGGAAGCUCCCGCAGGCUCCGGCGGCCGCCCCACCACGCAAGGACACCGUCGGUGACGUGCUGGUGCUCUCGUUUCAGAUCCUCGCCAAAACGACACCGAGGGCCCGGGAGCAGGUGUCGACCAACAUUCAGUCGAUCCUGCGCCAGCGGGGUGUGCAGCUGCGGAAACACUACCCGGAGGUGUACCAGCGGUUGGCCACCUUCGUCGAGGGGACCACCGACCGGUUUCUGCCGGUGACGUUGCAUCCGCGCGACUCCGUCACCGGCCGGUCGUUCGUCUGCAUCAUCAUGCCGAACUACGGUGAGGUCGCGGACCGGGUACAGUUUCCCGUGUCGGAAAACAGCGACGAUCGUGUGGUCACCAUCGACGUCGGUGCCGACCUGGGCGACGAUUUGACGAGCAAACUGUAA
Messenger RNA from Anopheles bellator, 7005 nucleotides. RefSeq lists its product as uncharacterized. The record is from RefSeq and is a predicted model, not a curated record. Gene Ontology annotation, cellular component: plasma membrane; apical junction complex. NCBI's taxonomy places the organism in Eukaryota, Metazoa, Arthropoda, Insecta, Diptera, Culicidae. Gene Ontology annotation, biological process: cell-cell junction organization. The transcript is spliced from 10 exons. Bases 1 to 7005 code for a protein of 2334 amino acids.